Molecule: messenger RNA, 240 nt
Organism: Acaulospora morrowiae
Lineage: Eukaryota; Fungi; Glomeromycota; Glomeromycetes; Diversisporales; Acaulosporaceae
Source: the annotation of a GenBank genome assembly
CUGAGUUGUCAAACUUAUGUUGAGAUUCUUGAACUUAAGGAGAAGUUACUGGGAUUUGCCGAGGUAGAGGCUGAGAAAGAGAUGAUGAAGCAAAUAUUGAAGAGAAUGAAAGACACACAAAACAGUGAAGAAGAAACGAUGCCAGUGGUAAUGGUACCAACUGUUGAUGUACUCGAUUCUGUAACAAUCCAACUCAAUAAUGAAGUAGGACGUGUACCUAGUAACCUUGGGGUACGAUGA